Messenger RNA from Schizophyllum commune H4-8, 660 nucleotides. RefSeq lists its product as uncharacterized. The record is from RefSeq and is a predicted model, not a curated record. The transcript has 6 exons. NCBI's taxonomy places the organism in Eukaryota, Fungi, Basidiomycota, Agaricomycetes, Agaricales, Schizophyllaceae. Bases 1 to 660 code for a protein of 219 amino acids.
AUGCUCAUCAGAUUUCAGUGUCGUGCUUCCGCCGAACUCAACGUGCUCUCGGGAUUAUCAGCUGUGGUGUCGCUCCUGAGUCGUCGCCGCGGCAUGCUUGUCGCUCUCAUCCUCCUCCAUCCCGUCCAUCUUCUUACUUCAAAAGGUCUCCUUAACGGGGAGACCGGGCCCAAAGGGCCUUCCCUUGGAAUAGGGCGCGCGUCUUCGGCGGACCUUCAAGAGGCUGCCGUCGACCGUGUCCCGGCGCCAGGCCUCAACGCGGCCCAAGGGAAGACCUCGUCAGGCGAACAACAAGGAGCAAUACCACGUCGAGCGAACAGCAAGGAGCAAGAGGGCAGCAAGGAGAAAAAGGGCAGCAAGGAGCAAGAGCACCUCAAGACGGGAGUGAGGGCAAGGCGCAAGACAUCAACGUCCUCAAGACCGGCCGUGAACUGUGUGCUUCAAGACUGCGUGCCUCAAGACCCCCUUGGAAUAGGUGCCCCGCACCGGCGCCAGACCUCAUCGCGGUCCAAGGGUGAACCUCCUCGAAAGGGGAGGGCCAACUGGCGUAUCUCGACUACCGGCUUCUGGCGUGAGGCGACGUAUCACUCCGUGAACGCAGAGUGCCGCGCGAUGCUUGAGUUCUUCGGUCGUGCUUCAGCCGACGCCAACGUCUCCUGA